Molecule: messenger RNA, 3115 nt
Organism: Talaromyces stipitatus ATCC 10500
Lineage: Eukaryota; Fungi; Ascomycota; Eurotiomycetes; Eurotiales; Trichocomaceae
Product: ATP-depentend DNA helicase, putative
Exons: 4
Coding region: 14-3115 (1033 amino acids)
Biological process (GO): recombinational repair
Cellular component (GO): nucleus
Molecular function (GO): DNA binding; ATP binding; 3'-5' DNA helicase activity
Source: RefSeq, a predicted model, not a curated record
UUGUUUUGUCCAAAUGGACAUCGACCCAAUCCUCAAUGGACUAAACGCUGCCCAAAGAACAGCAGUCACAAGUCCAACCUCAGUUCUCCAGGUCCUUGCACCCCCCGGCUCCGGCAAAACCAAGACCCUAACCGCACGCGUCGCGUACUUGCUAUCCUCAAAGCACCAUGGAUUCCGGCCUCAAGACGUCAUAUGUUGUACGUUCACGAUUAAGGCGAGCCGUGAAAUGCGCGAGAGACUGUCGCAUUUGAUAGGUGAUCAGGUAGUUUCGAAACUCGUCCUAGGCACUUUCCACUCGAUCUGUCGGCGAUAUCUGGUAGCGUAUGGGCAUUUGAUUGGGCUGAAGAAGGGGUUUGGCAUUGCGGAUAGCAAUGACAGUUUAACAAUUAUCAAAAGAAUCAUCAAACGCUUGAACCUCAAUAUACAGCCCAACCCAGCACGAUCGCGAAUAUCGAGUCAAAAAGCACAGGGAAUUUGUUGGCAGGACCUCGACAAUGCACGCCACUCAAAAAAUGUGGAACAACAAGAAUUCGUACAGGUCUAUCGCGAAUAUGAAGCUGCGUUGGCAAGCUCGAAUCUGCUCGACUAUGACGAUCUCCUCUUACGUUGCGUUGAUCUCUUACGAAAACAUCCGCAGUGCGUGUCGAAUGUGCAGGCUGUACUUGUUGAUGAGUUUCAAGACACGAAUGCCAUUCAAUACGAGCUGAUGAAUCUAUUUGCUGCCCAGAAUAGAAGGAUAACCAUCGUCGGCGAUCCAGAUCAAAGCAUCUAUGGAUUCCGAUCUGCAGAAACAAAAAACUUGGAGCGCAUGCAGAGACGAUAUCCUAAUACCUCUGUGGUCUUGCUGGAGAAUAAUUACCGAUCUUCAGGUUCGAUUCUGCGAUCAGCUCAGCAGGUCAUUGAGCAGGAUGCAGCUCGACCGGUUAAGAAGCUCCAUCCGACACAUGGAAUUGGCACUAUGCCAGUUCUACGAAAAUUACCCACAGCAGCUGCAGAAGCGCAAUGGAUGGUGGCGGAGAUCAGAAGGUGUAUUACAUUGACGGGCCAGUUGUUGAAGCCGUCUGAUUUUGCGAUUUUACUCCGCUCAGCCGCUCUGUCGCGACAAAUUGAGUCCGAGUUGGGGAAACAGGGAGUGCCCUAUCGCAUGGUUGGGGGAUCCAGAUUCUUCGAUAGAGUUGAGAUUCGACUUCUACUUGAUUAUCUUCGUGUGAUCAGUCAUCCUGAGAAUAAUGAUGCCCUUGCUCGAAUCAUAAAUGUUCCUACGAGAAAGAUUGGGGAUGAAACAUUGAAAAAUUUGACUGUGGGUGCCGAAAGUGCAAAACUAUCGCUGUGGAGCUUUAUCAAAGAUGUGGUGCAAGGUCGUAGGUCUUGCCAGAAGAGUCUUUCCAGACCUGCCAAUAUCGGGCUGUCAACGUUGGUUGGUCUGAUCGAGGCAGCAAGGCAAAAACUGCACGAUUGCGUGGAUGAAUCUUCUCCCAGGACCUUGCUCGAGUUUGUCAUUAGUAAACUGGGAUUCCGGGAAUACCUUACUGCUACUUAUCCUUUAGACGAAGAGAACAGAUGGGCGAAUGUGGAAGAAUUUUUAGCGCAAGCCGGCGAUUCAUCGGCGUCUUACUCUCAGCAGGACGACGUUCUUCCCGAAAUCGAGGGCUUAGAACAGCAUCAAGGCCAUAUAGGAGAGGAAGCACUGUCGCGAUUUCUCGCCAAUGUAGCGUUGUCAACAGAAGUCACGACGGAACAAGGUGAUCAGCCACAGGAGAAAGUAACCAUCUCCACAAUCCAUGCAGCUAAAGGAUUAGAAUGGCCUGUCGUGUUUGUCGCCGCUGUCUAUGAAGGGAUCAUACCGCAUUCCAGAGCUGAAGAUAGUGACGAGGAGAGACGACUACUUUAUGUAGCUAUGACGAGAGCGCAGGCGCUUUUGUAUCUUAGUCUCCCGCGUCGUGAUUCUAAGAAUGGUGAAGAGACGAGGCCCAGCUCGUUUUUGCCUCCUAGUAUAGCUGAAACUAAGUUCCGUGCUGUCGGACCGAAGUUCGUUGACAAGACUAUCUUCGGCAUCGCUGAUAUUCUUGGCCGCGAGCAUCCGUCUCAAGAGGCGAUAAUCACAGGUUUACAGUCCGGAUUACCUAGUCUUAACGACGACCUCUGGACGCACAAUGACGAGUAUACCGGUGAUAAAGCUAUGAGAUGGGAUGGAUCGCAAGUGUUGUCAUCACUUGAUGGCCGUGGUCAAGCACAAGAACAUUCGGCCAAGCGUCGACGACUAAAUGAUCGGACUGUUACAGAUUCUGCAGGUUCAACAUCAGCAUCAGGGUUUAUUACAACGACGUCCUAUACGAUGAACAACGCUUCCGGGUAUUCAGUAUCGAGUAGCACAAUGUCAAUGGGAUUUUCAACUGCAAGACAACAUAUGGAAACAGCGCCGCCUGCUCCUAUUCACAACGACCCAGUCCGUCCUAUACAGAAGAAGGCAAUCACUUCUACGUCUCGCAAGAGUGCAUCCGCACCUCCGGGGCAAGGGCUAUUGCCCAGCUAUUUCGGCAUCAAAAAUACGAAAGGGCAAACCACACUGGCUCAUACUUUGAAUGAGGAUAAGAGGAACUCGCUCGUGCAAGUGAACUGUGAACCGCCCGCUAUCAUAAACUCCAUUGCUAUGGACACUCAAAAAAUGAGCGCCGGAAACUAUCGUAUUCAACCCCAGCGAUAUAAACCACCACGCCCUGUCCCACUAUCUGCCAAAGAUACCAACCCUUAUACGUGGUUACCACAAUCGGACAAAUCCUCGCCUCAAUCAAAAUCAACAUCUGCAUCUACAUCAAUAGGAGAUACGAAAAAUCCUAGCAAUGCAAUCAGUAACCGCCCAGCAACCACGUUCCAUACGACAACAACAAUGAUGAAAACCACUAUGAAUCAACUUUUAUCCAAUGAAAAUUCUGGUGGAUAUGGUGUUUCUAUGGGACGGAAAACAUUGGGUGUACGCCGGAGUCUAAACAAUGGUUGGGCAGAGAGGAUGAAUUAUCUUGACAUCGACUUUCAAUAUACUGCUGUUAAGAGUAUUGCCACUGUGCUAGGAAGACGCCGUGGCCGAGAUGCAUUCCAACAUGAUAUCAAUAACUGA